GAUGAUAAAUACGAACUAUUUAUUGCAAUUCUCACACAUGCCAUUGAACUUUUUGUCCCAGUUAGCAAGAAAAGACUGAGGGAAUCAAAUCUGCCACCAUUUCUGGAACGGCUGUCAAUCAAGAGGGAAAAUGCGUGGGUGAAAGCAAAGACGUCGAACACUGCUGAGUACUGGGAAUCCUUCAAACGCAUUCAAAAACCAGUCAGCAUAACUUCAGUAUUCGCUAGGCUUUUCGAAAAAACAUUGAAAAAACACAUCGUUCUCCACUUAGAAGACCACUCCGUUAUAUCUCCUUACCAACAUGGAUUUCAAAAGGGGAAGUCAACGGUGACGGCAAUGAUACAGGUGCUUAAUGACUGGACGAAGUAUCUUGAUGAAGGCAAGAACGUUGAUGUAAUAUACUUUGACUUCCUCAAGGCCUUUGAUAGAGUACCCCAUGAAAAAUUACUCCACAAAAUGUACGUCGUAGGAAUUCAUCCCCGGAUAAUCGCUUGGCUCAGAUCCUUCCUCUCCGAACGAAAGUUUAUAGUACGUGUCAACUCCUCUUUUUCCAAGCCUAGAAUCGCUCGCAGUGGUGUACCACAGGGAGGUGUCCUUUCGCCGAUCCUAUUUAAUAUUUAUACCUAUGAUUUACUUAAACUUCUCUCUAUGAGUAAUGUCGCUCAGAGUGCGAUACCGAUGCAGUUUCUAGAAUGUCUCGACAGUUGGGGAUCUUGCCACUCUCUACCACGCGGGUUCAAGUCGAAAGUACUGCACCUAGGUAGUCGCAAUGGACAGCACUCUUACACGAUAGACGGCACUAUUCUCAACAGUGUGCAUGAGGUACAAGAUUUGGGAUUCCUGGUGACUGAUAAUCCGACUUUGAUGACACUCGGCAGGUUAAUAAGCCAAAGAAAGGCUACUGUCUUGGACUCAGCCACGUUUGUUUCAACAGAGUUUUGCACUAAAGAGCGAUCGAUACUCAUUACAGCGGGCUUCACUUUCACUCUUUCAAGAGCUUUCAUCAGGCGCGAGAGGUGGGAUAGACGGUAG
This is a messenger RNA of Cooperia oncophora, 1032 nucleotides long. Lineage: Eukaryota; Metazoa; Nematoda; Chromadorea; Rhabditida; Trichostrongylidae. The record is from the annotation of a GenBank genome assembly.